This is a messenger RNA of Papilio xuthus (Asian swallowtail), 2109 nucleotides long. RefSeq names its product G-protein coupled receptor Mth2. Bases 278 to 1822 code for a protein of 514 amino acids. The record is from RefSeq and is a predicted model, not a curated record. Lineage: Eukaryota; Metazoa; Arthropoda; Insecta; Lepidoptera; Papilionidae. Gene Ontology annotation, molecular function: G protein-coupled peptide receptor activity. Gene Ontology annotation, biological process: cell surface receptor signaling pathway; G protein-coupled receptor signaling pathway. The transcript is spliced from 8 exons. Gene Ontology annotation, cellular component: plasma membrane.
GUCGGUCGAGCGUGACGUGUGAACCAUAGUAUUGUGGUCGCGACUUCGCCGAACCAACUGUUAUCUCUUAUCAUUAUAAAAAUGAUACAUCGAAUUACCUCAUGAGCGUGAUAAGAAGUACUCCACUACACUAUAAACGGUCCUUGUGUUUCUGAUUGAGUACGUUGUAUUAUUACGAGAUAAAAUCGUAAAAAAAUAUAUUUCGGUUAUAAAAAUCAUGAGAAAAUUUAUAUUACAAAAAUAGUAAUUAAAAUUGCAGUGUUGAAUUUGUAAGAAAAUGAAGUAUUUAGUGAGUUUUUCUUUGUUGUUUAUGGUGCAUUCGUGUUACUGCAGUCCAUGUAAAACAACUGAAAGUUUGAACAUAACAAAUGGUGUUGAAUUUGACAAUGGUACUGUGUUAUUCGAUGGAGUGCAAUACACACGAGAGACUUGGUAUGACCUGGAAGAAGACGGAGUAGUUACCAGAUACGGCUGUCCUUGCAUCGGUAGAACUUGCAUGUGGAAAUGUUGCGGCGAAGGGCAGGCUUUUUUCAACAAAUCCUGUCUAAACACAGACUAUAGUGCAGUGAAUCCUUUUAAUCCUCCAGUUCACAAAGGAAAAAACCAAGUGGAUUUCGCAUCUAACAAAUUCUUUUACAUGUAUACAAAAUUAUGUACCGAGAGAUAUCUGGUAGACCCGAAUACUGGCGUAGAAGAUAUAUUUAUACAACAGAAUGCGAGUCUUUACUUGUCAACACCGAGAAGCGAAGUAUGGCUCAAUCCGUCGAGAUAUUGCGUGGAUAUUAUGACCAAUACAAAUGAUGAUUUCCGCAUGGUGGCGCUAGUGUGCUAUCCUGAUAAGGCUCCUGAAGACGAUAGCCCAGUACUGUACAUCACUUAUGCAAUUGGGCUUAUGAUAUCGAUUCCUUUCCUAUUGGCGACGUUUUUGGUGUACGCGUUCAUUCCUGAGCUGCGGAACUUGCACGGUAUGUGCUUGAUGGCGUACUGCGGAGGCCUAAUCAUCGCCUACACGUUCUUAGCCUACCUCAAACUGCAUUCAGGCAAAAUUGGAGUUGCCAUGACUAGUUGUUAUGUCAUUGCGUUCAUCGUUUACUACGCGUUCCAGACGAGUUUCUUUUGGCUGAAUGUAAUGUGUUUCGACAUAUGGAGAACGUUCAGCGGUUAUCGUGGCAGCAGUAACAAACGUCGAGAGAAGAAACGCUUCGUACUCUACGGCGCAUACGCGUGGGGUUUGCCUGCCAUCCUCACUGCUAUCACCAUUGCUAUGCAAUUUGCUGACGUACCGGGCAACGUCAUCACGCCCGGUUUUGGUGCUAUGAGAUGCUGGUUUACAAACUGGUUGAGCGAGUUAGUGUACUUCUUAUCCCCCGUGCUUGUGCUCGUCGUGUGUAAUGUGGUGUUAUUCUCUGUCACCGCGCAUCGCAUACGCUCCAUCAGGCAGGAGACCGCUAUACUAAAGGGCGCGGAGUCCGCCAGGAGUGAUAAACUUAAACGAGAUAAGCAGAGAUUCGGGCUAUACCUCAAGUUGUUCAUAGUAAUGGGGGUGAAUUGGACCGUGGAGAUUAUAAGCUUCUCCGUUGGCGGCUCCAACUGGUACUGGAUCCUCAUCGAUAUAUCUAACAUAGCUCUCGGUGCUGUCAUCUUCCUCAUUUUCGUGUGGAAGAAAAAAGUUCGCAAUUUAGUCGCUAAGAAAUGGCGCAGUAUUCGCGGUAUACGGAAUACAGAGAGCGCAGCAUGGGCCACACGGUCCAGCUCUGCUCCGACAGAAGAUACACGCAUAUCCAACGACGAGACAGCAUUACGACUUAAGGAAAUACGAUAGACAAAAACAUAGACCUUUGAUUUUGUAAAGAAUGCACAUUACUUUAUCGAUAUAUCUAUCGAAUUAUCGAAAAUAUUAAGUGGUCUAUAUGUAAUUUAUUACUUAAAUUCGUUACUUUACUAAUCAAAAUUAAUUCAAUUACGAAAUAUAGAUGUUUUUCAGUGCCAUAUAUCUGAUAUAACGACAUUUGCACUCGCAACGUAUUUUCUUUUUAUCGCAAUCUGUCUACCCAAUCAUACAAUGAUUUAACUAUGUUACAUAGACAUUUAUUCCUAGUCAUAAAAAUA